CGAAAAAAAAAAUACAAACACAUUCUUGAGGCAAACAGAGCGAGCGCAGGUACUCCCGUGAAGCGGUGCGAGUGGGCCCGAGCUCGACGACAGUUAUUCUUCCCAAAAAGAUGAACAAUUCGAACUUGCGAGAUGCUUUUCAAUUUCUUACCAGCGAGGCCAAAGAUUUGUUCCUUCCGUCGAACAUACCGGAGACGUACGGUAUCCCGAGUUCGCUGGAAUUUGUGCGCGACUACGUAGCGAAAAACCUUCCCCUGAUAAUGCGCAACGCUGUGAACGAUUGGCCAGCGGUGGACAAAUGGAACUCCAAGUACUUUCGGUUAGUAACGCAUGAGCUGUACGUGUUUUUUUCUCUCCUAGGCGCUAGACGCAAGUUCCACAGAGACACAAUUCCCGACAAAGAGGUAACGGUUGCGAUCACGCCCAACGGCUAUGCGGACGGUUUGGCCUUUCACGAGGAUGAAGAAUAUUUCGUCCUGCCGCUCGAGCAAACGAUGCGAAUGGAGGAUUUCCUCUCCGCCCUUGAUCACAAGGACCCGGACGUCAUUCCCUACAUACAGCGCCAAAAUUCCAACCUUACCGAGGAUUUUCAAGAGCUGUGGAUAGAUGUGAACGAAAGCAGUCUAGAUUUUGCCUCCGAAGCGUUUAACAAACAGCCGGAUGCCAUUAACUUUUGGAUGGGAGAUGAAAGGGCUAUCACAUCCAUGCACAAGGAUCCGUACGAGAAUAUCUACUGUGUGAUUUCCGGAUACAAAGACUUUAUCCUGAUCCCUCCGAUCGACCUACACAACGUACCCCGGCGCCAGUAUCCGAUGGGUAUUUACAUGCAGGAAAAUGACGAUUCGAUAGUUAUCGAGCCAAUUCUGGACGAAAUAGGUAAACCACGGAUGAUCGAGUGGGUCGGCGUGGAUCCGUUGCAGCCAGAUCUGGAACGGUUUCCCUGCUACGCGGAUGCAACAACCUACGAAAUUCGUCUGAACGCUGGGGACUUGCUGUACCUUCCCAGCCUUUGGUAUCAUCACGUACGACAAAGCCACAAAUGCAUUGCGGUCAACUUUUGGUACGACAUGGACUACGAUGCCCGUUACUGUUUCUACAAAAUGAUGGAAAAACUUUGCAACUAUGGACAAUAAAUUUGGGCUGUGUUUUUGAUGACGCACUAUAUUAUA
Messenger RNA from Anopheles coluzzii, 1169 nucleotides. RefSeq names its product bifunctional peptidase and (3S)-lysyl hydroxylase Jmjd7 (gene JMJD7). Bases 111 to 1133 code for a protein of 340 amino acids. The transcript is spliced from 6 exons. Gene Ontology annotation, molecular function: 2-oxoglutarate-dependent dioxygenase activity. The record is from RefSeq and is a predicted model, not a curated record. NCBI's taxonomy places the organism in Eukaryota, Metazoa, Arthropoda, Insecta, Diptera, Culicidae.